This is a messenger RNA of Trematosphaeria pertusa, 776 nucleotides long. RefSeq lists its product as uncharacterized. The coding region runs from base 232 to 690 and encodes 152 amino acids. The record is from RefSeq and is a predicted model, not a curated record. The transcript is spliced from 3 exons. NCBI's taxonomy places the organism in Eukaryota, Fungi, Ascomycota, Dothideomycetes, Pleosporales, Trematosphaeriaceae.
GGAGUAUGGGAUGGCGGUGAGCUGCUGCGUUUGCAACUUUCGGAUGCGAGGUCAGAUUGACUGUGGAUGUAACGGAGCAGAGGAAGCUGCAGGGCGCCCGAAGAGUGGAUCUUCUCCAGUGUAAUCUCCUGCAGGAAUAAGCGCUCCUGUCCAGCCAUUACCCGCCCGGCCGUGGAGUACGUUAUCAAAAAACUGGAGUAUCGCCUUCACCGCCGGUCUGUGGGUUGGGGAAUGCGACGUAGAGCUGGGCUUAUGAAGGGCGGUCGGCAUCGUGAAUUCUCGAGAGCGUGCUGGACAGCUGGGAUCGCUUGGGAUAGGACACUAGGAGUCUGCCAUCUUUUCCCGCACCGAACCGGUUGGCAUUUGUGUAGGACUCCGCGGCUUCAGGGAGCGAUUCCAACAUGGCCGUCCUCCCUCCCUCCCACUUCCCCAAAUUGUCUCGAGAUUGAUCGCCACGGGUAUUCGGCGCAGGGUCUGCCCAGGCUCCACGUCCUCUCCACAUUUCCCCGCAUGGGACUGCAUAGGAGACCUCAACGAGGCUCUGGAGUGUACUCAGCGGCGGCUAGCUGCGCUGUCGGCGGUACGCAGCUCGAUACUGGCGGCACGGCAAAUCGGAUGGCAUCCGCGGCCGCGGCCAUCUGUCCAAAUCAGACGGUGCUCACUUGGAAGAGAGGGAGGAGAUGCACGUAGGUCUGAUGGCGGUUGCCCAGGCGAGGUGGGCGGACAAGGCGGCUGGGGAAGGAGCGAAGAGUGCGCCGGAGGGCAGGCGCAGGCAA